UUUGUAUUGGAAGUUUUGUUUAAGGCAGACAAUUCCGUCCUUUUGCAUAAAGUUUUGUUGAUCCUGAGAUGUGGUGGAGAUUGAUUACUUUCUCGAAGUGACGUUAUCCAAGCGUUCCCAGAGAAAUAACUUACAGAUGUUUAUAGUGAAAUGACAUUACAGUAUACAGAUAGCUGGAGAGAAAUACCAUGCUAUCCUUCGAUUAAACAAAUACAAACAACUGUCAGAUGAGUAUGAUGAAUUCUCGGGUAGAGAUGACAUAAAUGAAGAUUAUGGCACAGAAAAAAACAAACCAAAUGCUGCUGUUGAUGUCUGUUUAGAUAGUAGGCUUUCCAACUCUGGAUUUGUCCAGUGCAUCAUGUCUGCUCUUACUGAAGAACAAAAACGAAAGAUUGAAGAGAAUAGACUGAAAGCUUUAGCUAGAAGAGCAGAAAGAAUUGCAACCCAGCAGCAGCAGCAGGUAAAUCAGAACAGAGGCAAGCCACAGUUUAGUGGAUUUACAAGCCAAAAUUUGGAGAGUUCGAGUCAUGGAACAGAUCAUCAGAAACAAGGCCAGGGUUUAAUUUCUGAAAGCGGUAACAAAGUAAAUAUAAGUGAUCUGGGGACCUCUUGUUUGCAGUUAAGCUCUGGAUCUAACAACAGUAGUCCGGCUUCUCACAGCUCCUCUUUCAGUUCUUCUACUAAGUAUUUGGGUUCUGAUGGCUUAAAUAGUGCUUUGCAAGCCUCUGCUAAUGAAAGUAUUCUUGAGCAGUACAAAAGUACAGCAAAACAGAUUUUCAGUCCACAAGCUCAUGAGAGUCCGGUACAAAAGAAUGCAAGGUCUGUUGGAACUGCAAAUGUUUUGCAGUCAUACACUUACACUACUAGUAACCCAGGUUACAAGAACUUCACUUCAGGCCUGCAGACAAAUGCCAAACCAACAUUUCAAGCCACAGACUUUGAGUCUACCAUGGAUGAUGACAGCAGAAACUCUGAGAGAACUCAGUCCACUAUCCCCAUUAAAACAGAAAGUCACUGUUCAGAAACAACACCUGCAAAGAAAACUGGGGCAGUUAUUACAGGGAAAUGUGUAAGGCAUGCAGAAGGUAGAUUUCGUGUUGAAGUUGGCUACAAUGCAGAACUUAUUUCAUUGUUCAAAACUGUGCCAUCCAGGAACUAUGAUCCUGCUACCAAGAUGUGGAACUUCAGCUUGGAAGACUACCACAACAUCAUGACGGCUGUUCGGCCAAUGACAUCUGUGGUGUUGAAGCCUUUGGACGUAGUGGUAUCGUUUACUUCUUAUUCAGAGAACUCUGUAUCUGUCCCCAGCAUUGGUGUACUUAUGAAGAUGUGCAACACAUGGCAGAAACCAAAUGCAGUGCUACGUGGGAAGUGUGUCCUCAUCUCCCGUUCUCGUUUCGAGGUUGAUAUAGGUUAUAAUGCAGGUAUCAUUGGAAUCUUCAAACAGCAGAACACAUGGAAUUAUGACAUGAAAACAAGAAAGUGGAAUUUCCUCUUGGAAGAUUAUAAAAGUCUAAUGGAAUCUGUUUCAAAGAUUGAAACUUUAGAACUGGAGCCAUUGCCUAGGGCAGUGAUUCAAGCAUUUGCUACGCAGUUUGAGAAAACACAAUCAAAGCAAACCAACAUUCCAGAUGCUAACCUUUCUGAAGUUGAUCCUGAAAUAGUUCAGAACUUGAUGCCUUUUCAAAGGGAAGGAGUUAAUUUUGCUGUAUCGAAAGAAGGCCGUUUACUGCUGGCUGAUGAUAUGGGUUUGGGAAAAACUGUCCAGGCCAUCUGUAUUGCAGCAUACUACAAGAAGGAAUGGCCCUUGCUGGUAGUUACACCAUCAUCUGUUAGGUUUACCUGGGCUGAGGCUUUCCAGAGGUGGUUGCCAUCCCUGGCAUCAGAGAAUAUUAGUGUUGUAUUGAAGAUGAAAGACAGUCUAUCGGCAGGCUUGAUAAACAUUGUUAGUUAUGACCUUCUCAGCAAAGCAUACAAGCAACUUGUAAACCUUUCCUUUAAAGUCUUAAUUAUGGAUGAAUCCCACUUCUUAAAGAAUGUGAAGACUGCACGAUAUAAAGCUGCUAUGCCUUUACUUAAGGUUGCCAAACGAGUAAUUUUAUUGUCUGGAACCCCAGCCAUGUCACGGCCUGCAGAGCUGUAUUCUCAGAUUACUGCUGUCAAACCCACCUUUUUCCCACGUUUCCAUGAAUUUGGAUUGCGCUAUUGUGAUGCCAAACAGCUACCUUGGGGAUGGGACUAUUCAGGAUCAUCCAACCUCUCUGAGCUGAAACUCCUGCUUGAAGAGUCUAUCAUGAUCAGACGUUUGAAAUCUGAAGUUUUAUCCCAGCUUCCUGCCAAGCAACGCAAAAUGGUUGUAAUAGCCCCAGAGGGCAUGGAUGCAAGAACCAAGGCUGCACUGGCAGCAGCCGCAAAAGAAGUGGCUAAAAGUUGCAACAAUAAAUCAAAGGAAAAGGAGGCCCUUAUAAUUUUCUACAAUCAAACAGCACAAGCUAAGCUUAAGGCAGUAAUAGAAUAUAUAAUGGACUUGCUAGAAAGUGGGAAAGAGAAAUUUCUAGUGUUUGCUCACCACAAGCUGGUUCUGGACAAAAUAUGUGAAGAUUUACAGAAAAAGAACAUAGACUAUAUCCGUAUUGAUGGAUCUACAGCCUCAUCUGAACGCCAUUCUUUAUGCCAGAAGUUUCAGUUUGCUGAGAAGUGCUGUGUAGCAGUGCUUUCCAUAACUGCUGCCAACAUGGGGCUUACUCUGUCUUCUGCUGAUCUUGUUGUCUUUGCUGAGCUCUUCUGGAAUCCAGGGAUUUUAAUUCAAGCAGAAGAUCGUGUUCACCGCAUUGGACAGAGCAGUUCAGUAAACAUUCAUUACCUAGUAGCUAAAGGAACAGCAGAUGAUUUCUUGUGGCCUAUGAUUCAGGAAAAGAUAAAAGUUUUAGGUCAAGCCGGUCUGUCUGAAACUAACUUUUCCCAAACAACAGAAUCAAUGGACUUUUUCUUUAAGGAUCCAAAACAGAAGACAAUUUGUGAACUUCUACAAAAAUCAUUUGCAGCACAUGAGGAUGAUAUUGCUGAAGCAGUUCUUUUAGAAGUUGCUGAUGCCUGUCAGGAAGCCAGUGCAGAAGGUUGUUCACUGGUGACACAGAGCAGUACUUACUCUGCAAGUCCCUGCAAAAAAAGACGACUUGAUGACUUCUUUGAAAAACAGCAGUAAAAGCCUUUUGAAAAUAUUGUUUAUUUUGUGGUACAGCAUGGAAAACAUUUAUUCUAUAAGAAAUGUUUCACAUGGCGUAAUUAUUGUUAAAGCAUUCAUAUAUGCUCAACUUUUUUGUUUUAAAGAUUGUUCGUUUCCCAAGAUUCAGAAUACUUUGUCACCAGUUUUGCUUUGCAGAUGACUGACUCAUAAAUGCCUUAGUUUGUAACAUAGGUAGCCAGCUUAUUUCAUAUAAAGUAACACACUGCCUUUUCCACCCACUAACAGUGCUGAAUUCAGUAUAUUUUCUUAAACUGUCUAAUUGCGUGUUUUUGUCUUUCCAUUUUAUUUAGCAUAAAUUUGACUCUUUCUGCAAAGGUCCUGUCUCCUAGGGAGAUUGGUGAUUAUUUUUGUUCUCAUAUUGGGAAACAGUCCUCCAUAUUCAGAGUAGGAGGAAUGACUCUUCUUACAUUUCAGAGGGCAUUGUGUGCUGUACUGCAUCUUGUACCGUAAGAGAAGAAUGUCCAAGAAGUUGGAUUUGCAGAAAAUGAUAGUAGUAUUGAAAAUUUUUAAGUUUUACAUUUGUACUUAAAUGUUAUUUCUUUGCUAAAGUGUAUUUUAAGAGAAUUGCAGAACCUGUAGUUCUCUUCUUUGUAGGAAAACUAUAGGUGUUGGAAAGUAGAAAUUGACAUUUUGAGUUCAAACACUGGGAUUUUCUCAGUUUCAUUUGGUGGAAUGUGUGUGUAUGUAUGUGUGUGUGUGUGUGUGUGUGUGUGUGUGUGUGUUUAUUGCAUUAUAUAUAUUUAAACAUUCAAAUGUUUGUGUCUAUAGCUAUAUGCCUAUAGAUAUAGACAUGCGCACACAUAUACGUAGAUGUGUGUUUAUGAGCAUGUGUAUUCACUCAGUAUGCAAGAAAAUAUAUUUGUAUAAUACUGCAUUAUAUUGUGUUAUAUUUAUUAAUUGUGUAUCAAGAUGACUUUUGGUUUCGUCACCUUUUGGAUAACAAUUCUUUGCUAAAUGUAGAUCAGUGAUUGCUGCAAAAUUAUAAAAAUAAAGUUUAGAAAACAUUCUUUUAAUCUGAUAUUGAAAAUAGUUGCCUUUUAAAAUGUGCAGAUGUUGAGGAAUACAGAAACAGUUGAAAUACUGGAAGAAAUGCCAGUAUAAAACUUUUCAUGACAUGCUGCAGCAUAUAUUACAC
Molecule: messenger RNA, 4382 nt
Organism: Protopterus annectens (West African lungfish)
Lineage: Eukaryota; Metazoa; Chordata; Ceratodontiformes; Protopteridae
Gene: SMARCAL1
Product: SWI/SNF related, matrix associated, actin dependent regulator of chromatin, subfamily a like 1
Exons: 17
Coding region: 359-3205 (948 amino acids)
Biological process (GO): DNA repair; replication fork processing
Cellular component (GO): nuclear replication fork
Molecular function (GO): ATP-dependent chromatin remodeler activity; ATP binding
Source: RefSeq, a predicted model, not a curated record